Colletes gigas is the source of this 1643-nucleotide messenger RNA. RefSeq names its product U1 small nuclear ribonucleoprotein C (gene snRNP-U1-C). Gene Ontology annotation, biological process: spliceosomal snRNP assembly; mRNA splicing, via spliceosome; mRNA 5'-splice site recognition. The transcript has a single exon. Gene Ontology annotation, cellular component: nucleus; U1 snRNP. Bases 128 to 640 code for a protein of 170 amino acids. Gene Ontology annotation, molecular function: pre-mRNA 5'-splice site binding; zinc ion binding. NCBI's taxonomy places the organism in Eukaryota, Metazoa, Arthropoda, Insecta, Hymenoptera, Colletidae. The record is from RefSeq and is a predicted model, not a curated record.
UCCACGAUGUCUUGUUGUUAUCCUCAACUAACCAAGUUUAGAAAAAUAAAAUAAUUUAUGUAAAAUCGUGCAAUCGUUUGUAACGUAAAAUAUUUUUAAAGACUGUUUAAUAAUAUAGAAGUAAGCAAUGCCAAAAUAUUACUGUGAUUAUUGUGACACGUACUUGACACACGACUCGCCGAGUGUACGAAAAACCCACUGUCAGGGUCGAAAACAUAAAGACAAUGUCAAAUAUUUCUAUCAGAAAUGGAUGGAGGAACAAGCCCAACAUCUAAUUGACGCCACAACGGCAGCAUUCAAAGCAGGAAAAAUUGCAUCCAAUCCGUUCGCAGCAAACAAGGGUGCAGCAAUUCCACCACCGCCGAAUCUUGGACCUCGACCCGGAGUACCACCCCAAGGUCCACCAGGUAUGAUGCCGCCUCCAGGAAUGCAUCCUGGUGGACCAAUGGGUCCAGGAGGUCCGAUGAUGAUGGGACCCCAUGGACCAAUGCCUCCGAUGAUGGGUAUGAGGCCACCGAUGAUGGGUCCUAUGGGGCCAAUGGGACCGAUGAUGGGACCUAUGGGACCAAUGGGUCCAAUGAGACCCCCAAUGAAUGGACCACCACCACCUAUAGGAGGGCCACCACCAAUGAAGAAAUAAUGAAAAGAAUGUGUAUUAUAUUUUUAUUAUUCUAAUUAUAUUAAUACAUGUAAUUCAUUAAACAUAUGCACGUAUAACUAACAGAGUAACAAUAUUUUUAGAACGCUGAAAUACAUACAUUUUUACAUUGCUUACAGGCUAUAUAAAUUUAAGUAAAAUCGUAACUUGAAUCAGGAUCUUUAUACAGGUAUUAUACCAUCAAAGCUAUACCAAAAGCGAUUAUUAUCGAAAUAAAUAUCGAUCAAUAUUACUUCGAAUGUAGAAGUUCAGUCCAACGACCUUUCCCGCUUUUGUUGCCGAACUCGUAGACAGAUCUUCAUUCGUUUAUAUUUUAAAUCUUCUUUAUUACCAAAUGUGCUAUUCUAUUCCAGUAAACGAUAAACUAACCGUGAGAAUCCUAUUCUGAAAUACAAUGUCUAUCGUAAAAAGAUAAUACUUCAUGUUUUUGUGUUAGAACAAUUUGGGUUUUAGGUCUCUACCUAAAAUAAAUUUUGGUAAUUUUAAGAAAUAGUAAAAUUGAUAAAAUUACCGGUGUUUCUAUAUUUCAGUUUCUAUAAGGAUUAUAAUAAUAAAAUACGGGUAUAAGUCCUCAAUUUGAACACGAUUUUGUACAUGAUAAAAUACCUCAUUAUCAAUAAAUGAUACUUAUCAUUAACUAAAACUAGUUAGAAUAUUGAAGUACAGGUUAACCCACGGUUUUUCCAUCAAAUUGUGAAAUUUUAAUUCAGAGGUUAAAAGGAGAAAAAAAUGUUAUUUUAGAGCUAGACACAAAUAUUUAUCAUCUAUUAUAUUUCAUAUUGUACUAUUUUAAAAAUAUUUCAAAAUGAUGUACAUACUGCUUGGAAGCAAACUCAACAUGAGAAUAAAGCAUUUAUUUAUAAACAUGUGUACCAUUUCUUUUUCUUUUCGACCUCUGGAUUAAAUUCUCACAGUUUGGUAGAAAAACUAUGAAACACCCUCCACAAAUAUUAUGUACAUAUAUAUUUUGAAUAUGUAAUAAACA